AUGCCUUGGAAAGGUACUCCCAUUAGAGCUGCCUUUAUUGCAAAACAAUUAUCCUUCAGUUUAGACACCUCAAAGAGACAUGAUGAGAUUAGUGAACUACCAAAAGUCGAUACCGAGAAUACUAUCAAGUGA
Diversispora eburnea is the source of this 132-nucleotide messenger RNA. The record is from the annotation of a GenBank genome assembly. NCBI's taxonomy places the organism in Eukaryota, Fungi, Glomeromycota, Glomeromycetes, Diversisporales, Diversisporaceae.